AUGACAGGUUCUUCCGGUACACAACCGGCCGCUGGCUUUGGGAUGAGGAAAAGCAAACUACAGGAUCGAUUUACACCUUUCAAUGUGUUGGAACUCCAGUGUAUUGCGGCCGAAAGUAUUGGAGCGAACAAGUGUGUUGCCAUGACAAAGUUGGCGGAAGGCUCUUUUAACAAGAUCUUUCAUCUUAAGAUGGACAACGGGUCUACUGUCAUUGCGAGAAUACCUCACCCCAUCGCCGGUCCCAAGUACUAUACCACUGCAUCAGAGGUCGCGACGAUAGAUUUUGCCCGUACAGUACUCCGGAUACCUGCCCCACAGGUUCAUGCAUGGAGCGCAUGCGUCGAUAACCCUGUUGGUGCUGAAUACAUUAUCAUGGAGGAAGCUACAGGUACAAAGCUGGAGGAUGUAUGGGAUAAUCUUUCUCUAGAAGACAGAAUUGGUAUCAUGAAGGAUCUGGUAUUGGUUGAAAAUAAGCUUCUUUCGGUAUCGUUCAGCAGAUAUGGGAAUCUCUAUUACUCUGGCGAGGCAGUCCCCGGGACUGUGGUCGCUGAAGUUGUGAAUGAUACUUCACGAGAACUUAAAAUGGACGUGAAGACACGGUUUUCCAUUGGCCCUGUUGUAGUUAGGAAGAGAUUUUUGGACAAAAGAAUGUUCAACGAUCCGAAUCUCGUCGCAUCUUCGAUCUGGCAUACAGAUCUCCAUGCCGGCAACCUCUUCGUGGACAUCGGCCGUAUCACUAGCGUGAUUGACUGGCAGGAAGCUUGGGCUGGGCCUCUAGUUCUUCAAGGCCGCCAUCCACGCCUAGUUGAUUACCAAGGUGAUAUCAUUUUGGAGCCACCACCAAAUUUCAAGGAUCUUGAACUGAAUGAGAAGGCCCGGUUGAAAAGGCAGAUUGCUAGUUCCAUAAUUCUUUAUCUUUAUGAACAGCAAACAGCAAAGCUCAACCCUCACCUCAACAGAGUCCUCCGUUUAAAACUCGGGCGAGACGAGCUCCAGAGACACACAGAGGAUGGCGAAGGAUGGAAUGAAGUGCAAGACUUUUGGAGAGCUGUAGCGGGAAUUGUCGCGCGUGAUGGAUGGACUCCACACAGCAUGUAUGAUGAGGCUGUAGCUCUUUUUUUUCAGAACUCAGGGAAUUCGGAUUAA
Molecule: messenger RNA, 1146 nt
Organism: Histoplasma mississippiense
Lineage: Eukaryota; Fungi; Ascomycota; Eurotiomycetes; Onygenales; Ajellomycetaceae
Exons: 5
Coding region: 1-1146 (381 amino acids)
Cellular component (GO): mitochondrion
Source: RefSeq, a predicted model, not a curated record